Messenger RNA from Ciona intestinalis (vase tunicate), 582 nucleotides. NCBI's taxonomy places the organism in Eukaryota, Metazoa, Chordata, Ascidiacea, Phlebobranchia, Cionidae. The record is from RefSeq and is a predicted model, not a curated record.
AUGGACUUAAAAAAACUCGUUGCUGAAAAUGAAGACGUUUUUGAAAAUAUGAAAAGUCUUUUUACAAUGAAAUUUGAUCCAGUUGCUGACGAACUAGAAACAUACAAUGGCGUCGAAAUGCAGGCGGUUUUUAAACCUUAUUUCGCGAAGUACGCAUACGAGAAUUAUAACCCCAAGGAAAACGACGUAUUACUUGUGACCUACCCAAAAUGCGGCACAAAUUGGACAGCAGAAAUGUUGGCCGAAUUAAUGUAUACUGAAGAAGAAAAGGAAUUUUGGAAAUCUUUUUUGGCAUUGGCGAUUCUCGAAUCUGGACCAACAAUUCAGAAGUACGAAAUACUGAAUCAGAUUAAAACACGGAAUUAUUUGAUAAGUCACCAGCCAGCUAUGAAUAUUAACAUUGAGAAGUAUUUGAAGAAUAAAGCAAAGAUAGUGUUCGUAUACCGUAACCCAAAAGACGUUGCAGUUUCAUUUUUCCAUUUUCAAAAGAAAAUCGCACCCCCUCAGUUUCGAUGUGACGAUUGGAACGAAUACGUUAAAAUGUUCAUGGAAUGUGAGUAUGAUAUAGCCUGGCUUAUAUAG